AUGCGCGCCUGGGUGCGCAGGCGGUGCGGCUCUCCUGACAGCGCCCUCGAGCUUGCCACGAUCCCCACGCCCCCCGUGCCGACCGGCCAGUCAUCGGACGUACUGAUCCGAGUCUCGCAUGUCUCGCUGCAGUACAGCAGCGAGAUGCUAAUCCGGAUGAUGCCCAGCAUUCCUCUCGCAGGCCCAUGGAUCCCAGAGAUCGAGCUGUCUGGCGAAGUGGUGGCAGCAGGUGGCGGUGCACCAUCUGAAUUGCGCGAUCCGGGCACCCCCGUCGUCGCAUUCCAGAACAAGUUCAGCACAAUCAUCAUGGGUCACGGGACACUGUCGGAGUACAUCCGCCUGCCUGGCUGCCAGGUUACGCGCAUAGACGCCGCAGUUGACAAGGCGGCAGCAUCAGGCAUCAACGGUAGUGGCAGUACCGCGCUCGAGAUGAUCCGCACGGGUGGUGUGCGUGAGGGACACACAGUGCUCGUCAAUGGAGCCAGCGGCUCGGUCGGCUCGCUUCUGGUGCAGCUGUGCAGGAUUCGCGGGGCCAAGGUUGUUGGUGUAGCCAGCGGGGCAAACGAAGCCAUGGUGCGCGACCUGGGCGUAGACGAGUUUGUUGAUUACCGCGAGCACGACUCGCUGCCAGAGUACCUGGCGCAUCAGUACGGGGACAAGCCAUUUGAUUGCAUACUCGACUGUGUUGGCUCGCAGGCACUCUUUGUCCAUUCACCGACCUACCUCAAAGCUGAGGGCAUGGUGGUCAACAUCGGUACGCUCGAGAGUGUCAUGGCAACAGCGCGUAAUGUUCUUUCCAACAUGUACCUCCCCAAAUGGCUGGGUGGUAUUCCUAGACGAUACAUCAUGUUUAGCGCAACACCGACAAGCGAAAAUGCAGUGUAUAUAGCACGUCUAGUUGAGGAGAGCCGCCUCCGUAUCCCCGUCGACUCUGUCUUUGACAUGGAGGACGCCGUGGAUGCCUACGCACGGAUCGCUACCAAGCGCGCGCGUGGCAAAGUUGUGAUCCAAGUGCGCAGCGACUAG
Messenger RNA from Aspergillus sclerotioniger CBS 115572, 1026 nucleotides. RefSeq names its product NAD(P)-dependent alcohol dehydrogenase. The transcript has 2 exons. The record is from RefSeq and is a predicted model, not a curated record. Lineage: Eukaryota; Fungi; Ascomycota; Eurotiomycetes; Eurotiales; Aspergillaceae. Gene Ontology annotation, molecular function: oxidoreductase activity. The coding region runs from base 1 to 1026 and encodes 341 amino acids.